This is a messenger RNA of Daldinia loculata, 1575 nucleotides long. RefSeq names its product L-xylulose reductase. The transcript has a single exon. NCBI's taxonomy places the organism in Eukaryota, Fungi, Ascomycota, Sordariomycetes, Xylariales, Hypoxylaceae. Gene Ontology annotation, cellular component: intracellular anatomical structure. Bases 535 to 1335 code for a protein of 266 amino acids. Gene Ontology annotation, molecular function: oxidoreductase activity, acting on NAD(P)H, oxygen as acceptor. The record is from RefSeq and is a predicted model, not a curated record.
GAAGCUUCAACGUCACGAUCAGAAGCUGCGUCUACCGGGAAAGGCAGGAAUAUUAGUAACCCGGUAAUCGACAGAAAAGGCCAUCCGGGUCCUCCGAGCUUCCGACUGCGGCAAUAGCCGUAAAUCUCGGGAGACACAAGGCCCAAAUCGACGCUUUUCACUUACUUACUCUUACUAACACCACUUUCCCCCCUGUCUAGUGAGACUAACAUAUGCAUUACGCUGAGUAUGAAAACGGAAAAAGUAUACCCGCCGCCUUCAACCUAAGUGGCUUAGGUUUUAUCAUAUCUGGGUAUGAAUGAUAUUAUGACAUCAUCUAACAUUUCUGACGGCCUUGACUUUUGUAUGCCGUGUCCACUUGUAUCCACCUAUACCCACCUUGUUCCUACCAGACAUAUUCUUAUUCAAGAAUUAUAAGAGACUAGAUAACCUUGGUAGUGUUUCUACUUCUCCUCUAACUUCAUCCCAUUAUUUAGAGCUUCUCGGCCUCUUGUCCUAAUACACAUUAAACAUCUAACACACUACACCGUAAACAUGCCUCAGCCAAUCCCCAAGUCGGACAGCUUAAUCGACCUCUUCAGCCUCAAGGGCAAGGUCAUCGUUAUUACCGGUGCUUCUGGCCCUCGAGGAAUGGGCAUCGAGGCCGCUCGUGGCUGCGCUGAGAUGGGCGCUGACCUUGCUAUCACAUACUCCUCGCGCAAGGAGGGAGCCGAGAAGAACGCGGAUGAGUUAACGAAGACCUAUGGCGUCAAAGUCAAGGCUUACAAGUGCGACAUAGCUGAAUUCGCCAACUGCGAGCAGCUCGUCCGUGACGUCGUGAAGGACUUCGGCCAUAUCGACGGCUUUAUCGCUAAUGCUGGUGCUACUGCUGAUGGCGGCGUCAUUGAUGCCUCGAGAGAGGAUUGGGACAAGGUCAUUCAGGUCGACCUGAACGGCACAGCAUAUUGCGCUAAGGCCGUCGGUCCUCACUUCAAGAAGCAGGGCCACGGCUCCUUCAUCAUCACCGCCUCCAUGUCCGGCCACAUCGCCAACUACCCUCAGGAGCAGACCUCCUACAACGUUGCCAAGGCCGGCUGCAUCCACAUGGCCCGCUCUCUGGCUAACGAAUGGCGCGACUUCGCUCGGGUCAACUCCAUAUCGCCCGGGUACAUCGAUACCGGCCUGUCGGACUUCAUCGAGAAGAAGACGCAGGAGUUGUGGUACUCUAUGGUUCCCAUGGGCCGUCCUGGGCUGGCGAAGGAGUUGAAGGCGGCCUAUGUGUACUUGAUUAGCGACGCUAGCACGUACACGACCGGCGCUGAUAUUGUUAUUGAUGGUGGAUAUACUUGCCGAUAAAUGUAAGAGAGUGUCAAAUUUCUACAUAGAUUGAUACCGCGAGCAUAGACGUGGCGUCCGGAGUCGAUCAAUCACAUUAUUUAUUACCUUUUAUAGAAAUAACAGGUAAUAAUUCCGUGAAGCUUUAUAUGGCCUUCGGAAUAUUUUCUCUGUUGUUUCACGUGGUGUAUACCUAGAUACAGGUGAAGGACGUCACAGGUAUUAAAAGUAAAACAUCAAUAAACGUCGGUUCCAAUGCAA